CCCUCACUUAUUACAAAUUCAACUGCAUAUAUAUUUUUUAACUAAAAUUAAAACUACAACUACAACACCAGCAACUAUUAUUAUUAAAACCAUGGCCAUUUGCGAACACGCGCUCAACUCUCGGCUGACGCCGCCCUCAUCAUCAACGCCGGUGUACAAGGAGGAGUGCACGCAGUGCUUCGACAACCAAGACAUGGAGGGCGGCAUCGAGGUUUGCCUGUCAUGCUUUAACGGUGGGUGCCCCGAGGGUCCGCACAACCACGCGCAGCAGCAUUCGAUGAGAACCGGGCACUACCUGACACUAAACAUCCGCCGGGUUGCUAAGGCCCAGAGCGAAGACGACCAACGCCCGGCAAAGCAGACCAAGCUGGAGAUUCGCGAGGAGGGCGACAUUAAGAAGCAUGAAUACCAGACGUAUGUGCGCUGCUGGGGAUGCUCGGGCGCUCGGGUCGAGGGAGGGCUAGAGCAUAUUGAGCCGACGGUGCAGGCGGUCAUAUACGCAGUUGAGGCCAGCAAGGGAAAUGAGAUCAAGGCGUGGUCCGAGGAAGUCACAGCAUGUGAGCAUUUUAACGCGCUAGAUCAAAGUCCCGCGGAGGGAUUUGGACUGGAUAAGCUGCAUCGGUGUGGCUCUUGCGAUAAGCACGAGAACCUGUGGCUGUGCCUGGUGUGUGGCCAUGUUGGCUGUGGGCGGCGGCAGUAUGAUGGCAGCGGUGGCAACAACCAUGCAAUUGACCACUUUGAGAGAACCGGACACAAGGUGUCGAUCAAGCUAGGCACUAUUACGCCAGAGGGCACGGCUGACGCGUACUGCUACUCGUGCGACGACAACAAGAUGGAUCCAAGCCUGUCCACCCAUCUGCACGCAUUUGGAAUCAACGUCAGCGCCCAGCAAAAGACUGAGAAGAGCGUAGCUGAGCUGCAGCUUGAACAAAACCUUAAGUUUGAUUUCAACAUGACCACCGCCGAUGGCACACAGCUGCAGCCUGUUGCGGGGCCCGGUCUGACCGGUCUGCGCAACCUGGGCAACUCGUGCUACAUGGCGUCAGUUCUGCAGUGUGUCUUUGGCAUUGACCGCUUCCGCGACCGCUAUUUCCCGACUGCUGCCGAGCAUUUUGCCAUGUGCACGCAAGCAUGCCCCGCGCAGUGCGUCCUGUGUCAGCUGCACAAGCUGGCUGACGGUCUGUGGAGCGGGCGGUACGCCAUUCUUGAGACAAACAGCGAGGGGCAGACCGGUCACCAGCGCGGUAUACCACCAGCGCAGUUUAAGGCGGCCAUUGCCAAGGACCACUACGAGUUUAGCACGAUGCGCCAGCAGGACGCGUUCGAAUUUUUGCAGCACUUGACCAAGCAGGUCGGCAUCGUCGAGCGCACAGUGGCUGGCGGCGCCAGGGACCCAACCAAGGUGUUUGACUUCAGCACUGAGGAGCGCUUGCAGUGCACUGGCUGCCAAAAAGUGCGCUACAAGGUGCAGCGCGCCAGCUCGGUGUCGCUGCCUGCCAUCAAACGCACUGCUCCCGUUGAAGCGACUAAGUCAGGUAAUAAGGAGGAAUCUCACGAACUGGCGAAGCCAAAGCUGGCGCCCGUCACGCUCAAGGAGUGCCUGGACUUGAUGAGUGCCACCGAGACCGUGGACGGCUACAACUGCCCGCACUGCCAGCGCGCCACGACGGCAAUCAAGUCUACGCGGUUUGCAACCUUUCCCAAGGUUAUGGCGAUGCAGGUCAGGCGGUUUGAGCUUGUCAACUGGGUGCCGGAAAAGCUCGACAUACCAGUUCAGGUGCCCCUCGACCAGAUUGACCUUGAUUCGUACCGCGGCCGCGGAAUUCAGCCUGGAGAGGAGCCACUUCCCGAGACAGACGAGUCUGCCCAGGAUGCAACUUCUGGUAUCGCUGCGCAGCCCGAGGAGGUAGCUGUCAACGAGGAGACUGUCAGUCAGCUCGAGUCGAUGGGUUUCCCACGUGUGCGGUGCGUCAAGGCAGUCAAGAAAACUGGAAACUGCGGUGCCGAGGCCGCGAUGAAUUGGAUAUUUGAGCACAUGGACGACGCUGACAUUGACGUUCCCGAGGAGAGUUCUGCGCAGCCCAAUGCCGCUUCCGCCGUCACUGUGGAUCCCGAGGCCGUCGAGCAGCUGAUGGCCAUGGGCUUUAGCAAGGAGCGCGUCGAGAAGGAGCUUACCAAUGCCGGCGGCGAUCCCAACCGCGCUCUCGACCGCCUGCUGAAUUUCCCUGAUGACGAGCAGCCCAUUAGUACUGGUGAUGUCACCAUGGCCAGCCCAAGCGUCACUGGUGGCGGCAGUGAUGAUAGUGAGAGCGCCAGUGUCUUUGAGCUGACUGGAUUUGUUUCACACAAGGGAUCGUCGGUGCACUGCGGUCAUUAUAUCGCCAAUGUGCGCCAGGGCCAGGGCACCGACACGCAGUGGUUCCUGUUCAACGACUCCAAGGUUGUCGCGCAAAGCGAUCCUGAGCCCGAGCAGGCAUAUAUUUUUUUCUUCACUCGAAAUGACUAGAAAAUCAUAGCACAUUCCAAUUGAAUUAUUUUUCCCCCAAUAUUUCACAUUUAUUUGA
Kickxella alabastrina is the source of this 2564-nucleotide messenger RNA. Its product is annotated as ubiquitin carboxyl-terminal hydrolase-like protein. Gene Ontology annotation, molecular function: protein binding; zinc ion binding; cysteine-type deubiquitinase activity. The coding region runs from base 92 to 2506 and encodes 804 amino acids. The record is from RefSeq and is a predicted model, not a curated record. The transcript has a single exon. NCBI's taxonomy places the organism in Eukaryota, Fungi, Kickxellomycota, Kickxellomycetes, Kickxellales, Kickxellaceae. Gene Ontology annotation, biological process: protein deubiquitination.